Molecule: messenger RNA, 9260 nt
Organism: Acipenser ruthenus (sterlet)
Lineage: Eukaryota; Metazoa; Chordata; Actinopteri; Acipenseriformes; Acipenseridae
Exons: 20
Coding region: 98-7966 (2622 amino acids)
Biological process (GO): apoptotic process
Cellular component (GO): cytoplasm
Molecular function (GO): pyrophosphatase activity
Source: RefSeq, a predicted model, not a curated record
CAGGCUACUGCAGAACUCACAGCAGGAGCAGGCAGAGAAAAAUAAACAUACAACUUGCCAUGUAGAGAGUUGUAUCUACUUUAUAGUAAAUGAGAAUAUGGAUGAGUUUUUACAGCGCACCAAAUCCAGGCUGGUGCCUGGAUCUAAGCUGCCCAAAGUUCAUGCUGUUCUGGGAAGUAAAACUUGCGAUCUUGACUGUGUAGCUUCAGUACUAAGCUAUGCCUUCUUCCUCGAUAAGAAUAAGCCAUUGGAUGCUGUGUGUGUGCCAGUCCUUAUCAGCCAAAGGUCCGAGCUGCACCUUGCAAAUGAAACCAGGAUCUUUCUGGAACAGAUAAGCGUCUCGGAAUCCUGUCUGAUAUGCUGGGAUGAGAUUGAUCUGCAUCAGCUGAAUACCUCAGGAAAACUCUCCUUAACUCUUCUGAGCAAUAAUGUGCUUACAAGUGAGGACUGUGCUUUGGAAUCGGCCGUUGUCAGAGUAAUCAAUCCCUGUGAGCGAUGGGAAAGCAGUGAGGAGUUGCAGGAGUCGUCAUCCACCACCCUGGUAGCAAGAGAGAUUCUCCAAGAGGCACCAGAGCUGCUCACACUGCAACUGGCUCUUCUACUCCGAGGAGCCAUACUUUUUGAAUCUAUUAGUGCACCUUCCAAAGAUCGCAAGUUGACCAACGACCAAGAAGAAUUGCUCUGUUUUAUGGAGAAGAAGUUUGGGGAGCUUCCUCUGAGGGAGGAUGUCAUCACAGUUUUAAAGUCAGCCAGGCCAAAAUUUCAAGGAGCAAACAUUGAAGAGUUGCUGCUAAAGGAAGUGAAAGAGCUGUCAGAUGGAGAUAUUAAAGUUGCAAUUAGCACUGUGCACAUGAACCUUGAGGACUACAGUAACUGCCCAAGCCUCAUUGGGGAUUUGAAGGUGUUUAAUGAUGAUCAUCAUUAUGAAGGGCUUGUCCUGGUGUCCACCUCAUUCCAAGGAGAUUAUCAGCAGUGCCAGCAAGUUGCAGUCUACUCUGGGAAUUUGGAGCUUCUCAACCAGAUUUGUUGUGAGCUGGAAGAAGCCCAGAAUUCAAGCUUGGUGCUGGAGCCCAUUGAAUGUGUGCUGGAUCAGAUCCAAGUGUAUAAGCAAGGAAACCCGUCUGUCGAUGUAGAACAAAUCAUUACGCUUAUGAAGGAAUUUAUUGAUAGGAGACAACCUUCCAUUGUUUCCAAUAGCAGGACGUCCUCAACUGAGGCUGUAGCUGGCAGUGCAACACUUUCUCAAGGAUCCUCCGGAAUCACGGACAUGUAUAGCUCUGAUGUUGAACCCCAGCCCAUGUCUGUGCAUUUUAUGGAAAAUUCCCAAGACUUGAAUGAAUCUGUGCAAGUUUAUGGCGAAGUAAAUGCAGAUUUAGUAAGUCCAGACAGUGGCUUAGCCACUAUUCGAAGCAAUCGUUCUUCUAAAGAGAGUUCAGUCUUUCUUAGUGACGACAGCCCUGUUGCAGAAAUAGUAAGUUCUUAUCUCAACCCUAUCCAUGGUUUCCCCUCCUUUAAUCCUGUAUCUGAACGUGAAACUACGCAGGAGCAAAAGCCUCUAUCAGGGAGCAAGAAUGAGAAUUAUGAUCUGUUCAGCUUUGAUCCAUUACAUAGCAGCAAUAUCCCCUCUAUGACAAGUGAUGCUGAUUUUUCUUUUGCAAAUGAUUUCUUAAUCUUUCAGCCUUUAGACAUACAGGCGCAAACACAACUUGAUGACAGAGUAACACAAAGUCAAUUGGAAAAGGACAUGCCCACCCUUUCGGCAGAUGGAGAAGCCAGACUAGUUGAAUUCUAUGAUGGGUCAGUCAAUCAGGUGGUAAAUGAAGAUAAACUUGCAUUGGAAGAUGAGUUUUCCACAGAAUAUGCCCAUGCAGAACUUAUAAGCAACCCUAUAGGAGAUAACAUGGACAAAAAGGUUCCACGGACACCAAUGAAUAGCCUUGUAGAAUGUUCACCUUUGGAUGAUGGAUUGCCAACAUUCUUUCCAGAAGAUGUCAUAGAGAAAAUAAGUGAAAUGGGUAACAAAGAUUAUGCUUUAGCAAGUUUUUGUCAACCUAACAUGUCGAAUGACUUUGAGGGAAAUACCAAGCAAACAACUUCAGAAAAUGCUGGCAUAUGGAGUGCACAUGAACAAGAAUAUGUUCUUGAGCAAAGUCCUGAUUUGAUAAUGGAAUAUAAUCAGACCAGCCAAGUUAAAAGUAUGUGCCCUGACCAGCCUGAAAACCUUAUUAAGGAAUGUAACCCCUUUCUGCAAGACAAUACAGACAUGAAACAAACAGUAAUUCCCCCUAACUCAGAAGACGGGUGCCUGUGGCACAGUCCUUUUAGUCAGACUGUAUUAAAGAGCACUGAUACCACUGACCAACAUGCUGUGGAAUCAUGCAAUACGGUACAAUAUCACAAUAAAACCAAACAAAUGUUAGAUGACCUAUGUGAGGGCAAAAUGUUGACACAGCAGGAUGAAAAUACAUCUCCAUUAGAUAUGUGGGACAAUGCUGUACUCAAUAAAAAAGAAAGGACCAAAUUACAAGACAAUUCUGAUAAUACAAGCUUAAAUGUAAGUGCUAAAGGUCUUGAAAAUAAUGGCCCAGAGGAAUUGGGAAUAGAAAUCUUGACAGCUAUUGAAUCUGAUAUCAGAAAUACUUCCUUAAAUGAUAUGCUUUGUACUACAAGCAAUGCGGAAUUGUUCCCAUCUAUGGAGAAUGUCCAGUCAACUGCAGUUAGACCAGAAGGUGACAAUUGGUUCAAUAACCAAAAUGUUCAUUACUGUCAGGAAAAACAAGAUGUGGGGUGUUCUAGCAUGGAUCAUAGCACUUUAAAAACAGACCAGCCAACAUCUGUAAAUACCAAAGUUAUUACUACAUUAUAUCAAGGGGAGACUGAGUCAGAUGUAUCACGGUCUGAUUUUAUCCCCCUAACCCCAGACAUGAAAAAUGUGACAACUGUUGAGACACAUUUGAUUGUGACAGAGAAAGGUAGCAAAGGUGGGCCUGUCAUCUCUGAGGAAGACGGAGAGAUUUUGUCUAACAGUCCUAUUUUGUGUAAUGAUGGUGUUUUGGUGUCUAAGUCGUUGUUCAGUGAAGACAUUUUCCCUGCAGUUGAAAACACCCAGUCUGGAUAUUCAGAAGCAUGGAAUUCACCUGUUGAAAGUCCAACAACUAUUUUUGAGGAUACAUUUUCAACAACUGAUGUACUAGAUAUGCAGGUAAGGAAAAGGGAUGACAAUCCUGCAUUUCCAGCUUCACAGUACACCAGCAUUAUUUUUGAUGACAAACAAAAACAUCCAAUUGAAGAAAAUCUUUAUAGCUGUAACCCAUUCCCUCAAGAAAGUCAUCACGCAGAAACAUAUAACUGGAACUCCAGCCUCUUUUCUUCAGAUCUUUGGAUCCCAGGCAUGCUUGGAGACAUCCAGCUUACACCCCCCGAAGAAGAAAAAAUGUUUAAACUGGAAACACCAGAGACAUCCUACGAUAAAGCAAAUGUGGAACUAGUGAAAGAGGGUCAACUAACUCCAGAGAUUUCAGAGGAAGGCCUUUUACCUACAAAGGAAGGAUCUUGUGAAACAGAUAUGUGGAGCAGUUUGGUUGAAAAAGACCACCAGGAAACAAGCAACUCUGCUAUUCCAGAAAACCUACAAAUUUGGAAUACAACUAUAAGGGAUGACACACUGUCUUGUGACACAAGUCCAGGGACCGGUGAUUCCUCAGAGAGUUCUGAAAUGUGGAAUGCACUAGGUCAGAGAGGCUCUUUGGUGAGCCCUCUCCAGGUUGUGCAGGAGAGCAUGGAUAUGUGGAAUACAACCAUACAAGAGGAUUCACAGCCUUCUGAAACCAGUCCCGAAGAAAGAGGAAGCACUGGGAAUCUGGAACCAUGGGGCACAUCAACGGAAAAUCUAUUUCAGAGUGAUGUGGAUUAUUCUGAAAGUUCUGAAAUUGGUCCAGCUGAAACCAUCUGCUCAGCCAAUGAAGAUGGAGAUUUCAAUGAGGUUAAUACUCAGACCCCCACAAUAUUACAUGCAGGAUACCCUCAUUUGUGUGACGGCACAGAAAUUAAUUCAGCGACUCAAACAUCAAAUGUUUGGAGUAGAACAGAAUCAAACAACAAUAAAAUAAAGUCUAGUGAGCAUGAUGAAGAAACCAGUUUGCCAGUUUAUUCACAAGUCCCAAGGACAAUGGCUGGGGAACUUUCUGUUUGUGACACACUAAUUAGUGAAAUAGCAUCUGAUCAUUCAGAUACACCAGCACAUGGUCAUAACACACCACCUUUUGCAGAAGAACCCGAGGGUUUACAUGCGCUUAAGAGUUCUGACAUGUAUAAUGUAUCCCCAAAAUGUGACGACCAACCUGAUACCAAUAUUUGGAAUGCAGUUAGACCAGAUGAGGCCCUGGACCAGCAAAGCUGUGAACAAGAAGAAGUCAUUGAAGGCCCUUACCAGCUAAGUUCUGAAAACCAGUAUGAAAAAUACAAAAAUGAGGCUCCCCAUGUAAAUAUAGAGGUUUUUGGAGAAACUACAAAACCAUUAUCUAAUGCAUCAGUUGUUGUUUCCAGCAUCGAGAAUGUAAUUACUGAGGUUGUGGAGACAGCUGAUAUUAUCACUAGCGAACAAGGAGGGUCCAGUCAAUUGCUGUCAUCUGAACAAGCCAUUUGGAACAGUUCUGUGGAGACAGUUUCAUCACCGGAAGAUAAUGAAGAUCUCAAUAUUAUUAGACAGUGCAGCCAAGAGGUUAACUUACAGAUCUCGCAAAGGAUUGACAAUGUAUUAGGAUCUACAAAAGCGCAGGGAGAGCAAGCAAAACAAACUGCUAUGGGUUCUAUUGAUAGUAUACAAAAUUAUUUAGCAUCUCAAGGAACACAAGCAGCUGAGUCAGAAAUCAGUUCUGUAACAACAUUUGAGCAGGAAGACAGUGAUAAGAAAGUCAACUGCAGUGACAUCGAUUUGGUUACUCCUCCACCUAGAAAAGACUAUUUUUCUCCUGAAGAGGAAGAAAAUCAUAUAAAUAUCAGUGAUGAUUUGGAAGUAAAGCAAAUAUCUACCAAUGAACCCCAUCAGACCAUGGAAGCAUUAGAGGCUUUUUCAGAUGCAUCUUCAUCUGAUGCAGCUUCACCAGUAGAUUUCACUGGUUUUGAAACAACAGAAGAUGAAAUUACAAUCAUUCAGGAGUCACCUUACAUGGGGGAGAAGGGACCAGAGAAGUUUUCUUUUGAUAUCAAGGGUGUGAACACCACUCAGAAAAUGGGCAGUAGCACAGAAUCUUGUUUUAAAAAAGAAAACCCUUGCACCAUGGAAGCUUCUAAGCAAGAAACAGAAAACAAUAAUCCCUUGAUCCCAGCAGGUGGAGCAAUGGCACCAGCUAAAUACACAUUUACAACACCAGAUGGAGCAUCGUUCAGUCAAGUAGAGCAGGAGGUUUUUAUGGCUAAGAAUGCAGAAAGUAUGUGUACUUCAGUACAAAAUGCAAGGUACCCAUCUGAUAGCAAAGUGGCAUAUUGUAGAAUGUCGACUGAAGUCCAGCACAUUGAUGUUUGGGAGGAUCUGUCUCCAGAAGAAAAUGAACCAGCAACACAGUGUUCAUUUGCACAAAACAUAAAUAUCCAUGACGAAUAUGAAGAACAUGUAAUUGACUCAAGUGAAAGUGGUAGUAACAGCUUUUUGGAAGUGUGCUACGACCGACAAGACCACCAUUUGGUGGUAGAUGUUGCAUCAAAUGCAUCUUCAGUAUCCUUUACAGAGGUAGGCCAUGGCUUACUGGACAUUGAGUCCAUGGAUGGAUAUAAGACCAGCCCUGAGCUACUUGAAAUGGGGAGCGGUGAGGAUGUUGGGGUGAAUUCAGACGAAGAAUCAUUUGGAUUGGAAAUGGAUUACAUCAUUGUUUCAGGCAGGGAAAGUGCAUUGCUUAAAGAGGACAUUGCCGAACACAGACAAGAAGAUCAGGUUUCUGAAGAAGUCAGCACACAGAUGAUAACAACAGUCUCGCAAGAGUCUGUUUCUACAAGUUCACCAGAAACAUUAAAGCAGAGUUUGGCCAACCCAGAGAAAUAUAGUUCCCUUGAUUCUGACAGUGUUUCUUUUCACACAAUUGGUGAUGGUACUGCUGCUAGGGUCAAAGAAUCUCUAGACGAGCCAAAGGAGAGCAAGGAACCUCCAGAUGAAAGACAGACUUUGAUGCUUGAAGAAAGAAGCAACACUCUGGAUAGCUCACCUGAAGAAUGCUCACGCAUGACUGACACUGCUGGGUCAGGUUCAGAAAUUUCAGUCAAGGAAGUUUGCUCACCAUUUACCAGUAAUUGUCUAGAUAAAGCUGAGAGUUUCUUUUUACAUUAUAGUAAUGCACCUUGUGAUUCUGCAGGCAAGGAACAGGUUAAAGAAACUGAGAUGGAUGUUUUAGGCUCCUUGGAGAUGAAUACCUGUCCUGUACCAGCUUUUUUUCCAGAGAGUGGAAAGGAGUUAGAAGACAAAGCUGGGUCCAUUUUUGGAAAUACAGUCAAGGAAGCCUCCUUCCAAAGUACCACCACUGUUGUAGAUGAAGCAGAGAGCUUCUUGUUACAUGGUAUUGGCACUCCUCAUGAAUCUACAGGCAAGGAGAUGGACCUGCUUGAAGAACAGAUUACAGAAACUGUGAUAAAAGUGUUCGACUCCUCGGAUAUGAAAACCAGUCUUAUACAUGCUGAUUUCACAGAGAACAGAACUCGGCUAGAAAACAUGCUCCGACUAUCUAGUACAAUAGGUGGCAGUGUAGUCGAACACCCAUUGACGAAUAUAGAGGUGGACUUUCCAGAAGAACAUCUUUCAGCUAAGGAUGUUUGCUAUUUAGAUGUCACCCAUGAACCUCUGUGCAAGGAGCCCAAGGCAAAGAUUUGCUUAUCAGCCCCAGAGGAUGUAGUGAAGGACAUCAAAGAAGACUUUUCAAGAUCACUACCAGAGGAUGUGGGAAUGGACAUUUCUUUUGACGAGGACAUGCUAGGUCCCGAUGGAGCUGACAAUAGACCAGCAGAACCCCCCAAUUCCCUGGACCUAAAUGGAGCCCAUCCACAGAGGAAAAAACUUUCCGCUCCUGAAAUCAACUUGUCUCUGGACCAGAGCGAGGGAUCCAUUUUAUCUGAUGAUAACCUGGAUACCCCAGAUGACCUUGACAUAAAUGUAGAUGACUUGGACACACCUGAUGAGGCUGAUUCUCUGGAUUUCACAGGGCAUGGCAAUGAACUUGAAUGGGAAGAGGAGCAGGCUACAAAAGUGGAUGAGCCUAAAGAAGAAGCAGAACCAAUUCCAGAAUACACUGCUGAAGAAGAACGACAAGAUGCCAGAUUGUGGAGGACAGUUGUAAUUGGAGAACAAGAGCAUAGAAUUGACAUGAAGUCAAUUGAACCUUAUCAGAAAGUAAUUUCUCAUGGAGGAUACUAUGGAGAUGGUCUCAAUGCCAUCAUUGUGUUUGCAGCUUGCUUCCUGCCAGACAGCAGUCGAGCUGAUUAUCACUAUGUCAUGGAGAAUCUCUUUCUGUUUGUGAUUAGCACUCUGGAGCUCAUGGUGGCUGAAGACUACAUGAUUGUCUACCUGAAUGGAGCAACUCCUCGAAGAAAGAUGCCAGGGCUGGGAUGGAUAAAGAAGUGCUAUCAAAUGAUAGACAGACGGCUGAGGAAGAACUUGAAAUCAUUUAUAAUUGUUCACCCCUCCUGGUUCAUUAGGACAAUCCUGGCUAUCACCAGACCUUUUAUCAGUUCUAAAUUCAGCAGCAAGAUUAAAUAUGUCAAUAGCCUUGCAGAGCUUGGUGAGCUGAUCCCCAUGGAAUAUGUUCACAUUCCAGAGAGUAUAAUAAAGUAUGAAGACGAGAGCAGUAUAAAAAGAUAUACAUGUAUGAGACUGGAUGAAGAACUGAAGGAAGCAGCUGAAUUCAAUAACAGCUUUCUAAAUGGAUCUGAAUCUACAUCUGUGGAACAGGAAGUUGAUAAGAACGUCCCUCAAAGCAAAUCCUAAACUUCCUGUAUUCAUUAUUUUAGAAGAUUCAGAAGCUCUGUAAUCUGCAAGAAUAUGUGAUGUUUACUUGUACAGAUAAACCUGUCAUGAGAUGUUUUAACUUUAUAUUCCUGAUUAUUUCUAGUAGAAUAAGAAAUUAUUGUAAAAUGUAGUCCUGUCUUAUACCAAUAAGUCAUUUUCCAGUAUUCACAAAUAUUAGUACACACUUUAAAUUACUGUAACUGUUUUGCUUUGUUUAUUUUUUUAUUAUUGUUUUUGGGCUAUAUUGAUAAAGCACUAGAGUACAUGUACGUUUGUUGGGCUUCAAUGCAUUUACUGGAACACUAUACUUUUAUGAAUAUGGCCCAGAGUGACUCCGUUGAUAUGAUUUCACACAGCUAGUACAACAGUUGUGUUAUGUAAUUUGUCCUGUAUACAAAGAUCCUACACAGUAGUGUCAUAAAUAUUAUGUUUCUAUUUUUUUCUCAUCAGUUUGCAAAACUGAAGAUGAACACACUACAUAUAAGCGAUGUUGACUUUAGAAAAUCACUUUUUGCUUUCAGGCACCAUUUUUCUGGUUUUGUUUCUUUUAUUUUCUUUUAUUAUACAAAAAGUUAUUUGAUGACUCCUCUGGAAAGGUGUAACUGAUUCAAUAUAUAAAAAUAGAAAAAAUAAAAUGCAUUGUGUUAAUGACAAAAGGUAUUAAAGAAAACAUCUGUCAAAUUCUAUAUCACUUUACAGUCAGACACUGUCCUUCAGGAGACUAGUGUAUUCUUGUCUGGUUUUGCACCUGAUUGAGCUCAAGGAAACUCAGGAUUGUAUACAUAUUCAAGAUCAAAAGCGUUUGAAAUUGUGGAAUCAACUUCACCUUUCAGGCUACGUAACUAUGUGAACCAAGUGAAUACACAGAUGCACACUAACAAAACAAAAUGCUUUUAAGGCUAGGGGGCAAUUACAUUUAAAACUAAAAGGCUGAUGUGCCUUCUGAAAAGCUGCAAAAAAAGGAACAGCUUUUCAGUUUGCAGUUUCUCUUAUGCAGCAUCAAAUCAAACAAUUGAUGAAAUUUAAAGGUGUCACAAAAUUGGAGGAGAGGUUAGUUUUUGGGGUGGGUGGGGCAAAAAUGUGCCCAAUGCAGGUUCUACAACACGUUAAUGAAUGUUUUCAUAUAAAAUGACACCCCCCACCCACUUUGUGCAGUACACACAGUACACAGAAUUUAGAUUUAAUUCACCCCUAGGUUCUCAAAGCUCAAAAUAGUCAUUAGUGUAUUUUGUUAUGAAAUGAAAAACUCCCCCAGUAAAGUUGCCAAACCUGU